CACAUAUCCAGUGAGCGAAGCUUCCACUGAAGGCUUGGAAUCGUAGCCGGCUGGCGAAGGGAAUCCCGAACCCGUUCUUUUCCCCUCUCGUUGUUGAAAGAGGUGUUUUUAUGCAAAAGGUGGUUUAUUUCGACAAGCCAUGGAGGGUCUUGUCUGAAGAGGAUCCAACAUAAGCUAUUACGGUUUUUUUCCACGGUCUUUUUGGUGGGUUGUUUUAUUUAUUAAAAAAUUCCCUGGUAAGUGUUGUACUUUCAUCAAGCAGUCAUGGCCGAAAAGGCUGGUUCUGGUGCACCGAAGAGCGGCCCCCGGGCCCCAGGCUCCCUUCCACCAGAACCCAUCGAGAUCAUCCGGACCAAAGCCCGCUCCAGAAGGGUCCGCAUCAACGUGGGCGGGCUGAACCAUGAGGUGCUGUGGAGGACUCUAGACAGGCUCCCACGGACCAGGCUGGGGAAACUCAGAGACUGCAACACCCAUGAAUCCUUAAUGGAGGUCUGUGAUGACUACAGCCUGAACGAGAACGAGUACUUCUUCGACAGGCACCCGGGGGCGUUCACCUCCAUCUUGAAUUUUUACCGAACGGGGAAGCUGCACAUGAUGGAGGAGAUGUGUGCCCUCUCUUUUGGUCAGGAGCUUGACUACUGGGGCAUAGAUGAGAUCUACCUGGAGUCGUGCUGCCAGGCCCGGUACCACCAGAAGAAGGAGCAGAUGAAUGAGGAGCUGAGGAGGGAGGCAGAGACUCUGAGAGAGAGGGAGGGGGAGGGGGAAUUUGAUAACACCUGCUGCCCAGACAAAAGGAAAAAGCUCUGGGACCUGCUGGAGAAGCCCAGCUCCUCUGUCGCUGCCAAGGUGUUGGCCAUCAUAUCCAUCCUGUUCAUUGUCCUCUCUACGAUUGCAUUGUCACUGAAUACUUUGCCUGAACUACAAGUGAUAGAUGAGUUUGGCCAGGCCAAUGACAAUCCCCAGCUAGCGCACGUUGAAGCCGUGUGCAUCGCCUGGUUCACAAUGGAGUACCUCCUGCGCUUCCUGUCCUCGCCCAACAAGUGGAAGUUCUUCAAAGGUCCUCUGAAUGUCAUUGACUUGCUGGCUAUAUUGCCGUAUUAUGUCACCAUAUUUCUGACUGAGUCAAACAAAAGUGUUCUGCAGUUUCAGAACGUGAGGCGAGUGGUACAAAUAUUCCGAAUCAUGAGAAUAUUGAGGAUUCUCAAACUGGCCAGACAUUCCACUGGACUGCAGUCCCUAGGGUUUACACUUAGACGGAGCUACAAUGAACUAGGUCUGCUGAUAUUGUUCCUAGCCAUGGGGAUCAUGAUAUUUUCAAGCUUGGUAUUUUUUGCAGAAAAAGAUGAAGAUGCCACAAAAUUUACUAGCAUUCCCGCUUCUUUCUGGUGGGCCACCAUUACUAUGACAACAGUAGGUUAUGGUGAUAUUUAUCCGCAAACGCUGCUGGGCAAGAUAGUUGGGGGACUAUGCUGCAUCGCAGGAGUGUUGGUCAUAGCCUUGCCUAUCCCCAUCAUUGUGAACAACUUCUCCGAGUUCUACAAGGAGCAGAAGCGGCAGGAGAAAGCUAUCAAGAGGCGAGAGGCCUUGGAGCGUGCAAAGAGGAACGGGAGUAUCGUGUCCAUGAAUCUGAAAGACGCCUUUGCUCGGAGCAUGGAACUAAUGGACGUCGUAGUGGACAAAGGUGAAGAUAAGCGUUCCCUGGAUAACCACCUUUCGCCCUCCCGGUGGGGUGUGCCUGCACGCACUCUGUCUGAUGCCAGCUUGAGGUCCUUUGAUAAAAAAUAUGAAGAAGUUGUUCAGCUGGGAUCUCAAGAACACAUCGGCAAUCGCAGCGCCAGCCCGCAGCACCUGAACGCCCGGAAGCUGGAGGAAAUGUACAACCAGAUGACUAAGUCUCAGUCCUUCACAAAUAUCACCACAUCGGUGGGGAUGCAGCCCGAACCAGUGCAGGAAGUGGAACUGGAAAUGAAGCAGGUCCCACUCUCUUCAGAACCUCUGCUGAAGGAGAGAGCCGUCACAGACAUUAAAAGCACAUCGAGCACCGACAGCUCUUCGAGCUGCGCAAAUGAAUUCAACGAGGCCGGGCGGACACCAGUGGCAGAGGCAAAAGUAAGACAUCUGCAGGUUCCUUGCUCUCUGGAUCUCUGCCAGCCCGGCCCUUCGGAUGAGGAUGGCCAAGGUGGCCUGUUCCAGUUUGUCCCCUACAGUCCGGAAAGUGGUGCAUGCUCACCAAUGGACGGUGCCCAAAAUUUUGACUUGGCCGUGGAAAGUAUCAGGAGCUCUCUGCAAGUCAACAACCCUGAGAGGAUGAAGAGUCUUAAAGUCAACUUCAGUGAUCCUCUCAAAGAGGCUCCCCCCACGCCACCCAGCACCUCCAGCCCACUGACAACGGAUGCCACACCCUCAUCCCCUGAGCACAUUGGCACCAUUCUGUUGGCAGUAGAUUGCCCCCAAGAGGAGCAGGAUCUUCAGGAAAUGCCACCUCAUUCUCCCGAUGGCGACACUUCAGAAAGUGAAGAAAGAUCCCGGAUUCCAGAGGGUCUGGCCCAAGCAGAGGAAGAGGAGGAGCAAGAGGAGCAGAACACGUCCAAUGAAAAUCACAAGGAGAAGAACCACAUGGAAGAGGCCGGGGCUGCUGUUGGCCCGUCUUCCCCAAAGCCCUCCUCACAGAACUGCACCCAGGGGGAAGGGAAGUCCGACAGUAACCAAAGUGGACACAAAGUGGAAAACCACAUGUUUACACCAGAGAUCCAUAUAAGACCAGGGGAUGGCAGCUUGUCCCCCACAUGUGAAACCAGCAUGUGACUCUGGAGUACGAUGGUGUAAAUUGUGGACCUGCUGAAAGCCUUGGCAUCUUGGAAAAAUGGUGCACUGAUGUAGAGAGAGAUAUUUUUGCAUGGCAUGAUAAGUCCCUUUUGAUUUCAUCACUGUUUAUUGAGAAAAAAGCAAGACUGCUGACUAUGCAGAUGGGUGACAUGAAAACAGGUUCAGAGACAGCUCAGCUAAGAGCACAUAUAUACAUAUAUAAAUAUAUAUCACACAAUGAAGACAUUUUUAACAAAACUGUACAGUUCUACCUUUUUUAGCUACUGUAAGAAAUGCACAACGAGGGACAACUCUUUUAAAAAGCAUGCAUUUAAAAAUGUAAUUCUAAGGUGCUUAGUUGGCUGAAAGCGUUUCACUGUAAAUAUGAUUACAGCAAAGGUAAUGACAACACAGAAUGACAAAAGGAAUAAGACUGAAUUAGGGGAGAGGUUUUUGCAAGAAACUGCAGUGUUGCAAGGUAGCAACCUAUGAAAACAUAUCAUUACUCUCUGUGGAAAUGCAAUUUGUCCCUUGAAUAUGAUAUAAUGAUUUUGUUGAUUUUAAUAUUUAUGUAUGAACUGUAACAUAUUAUCUUUGGUUUGCAUUAUAACUGGUUAGGCUUUCGAAGUGGUUCGUCAUAAAACAGACUUAAUGACCAGAAAUGUAUGUUUUCAUGAAGAAUAUUGACACUCUUACUCCACUACCCAAAUUCUAGUAUACCGUUACCAAACGGAAUAAAUUAAGAUCACAUAUCACAUAUAUACAGUUUUAUUACAUAAAACGAUUUAAAUAUAGUUGUGUUGGGGGUACAAUGAAAAAUCCACCCGUGUUUUGUAAUAGAGGCAAUCCGUUCAGGAAACCACACGCUAGAUCCAAUUAUAAGGGUCUUUACUACUGCAGAAAGAGUAUGCCUGCUGUCUGAGUCAACACUGAACUAAAGAAGCAUUAUUUACAGCCAUCCUUUAUAUCUUCCCAGAGAGGCUGUGCAAGUGUGUGUGUUUCAGUACCAAGGACACCCACCUCAUUAGGUAGAAAAGUCAAACUUAGUUUCCCAAUGUCCAGCUACAUACUCCCUUUUCGCUUUGAGGAUAAGCCGAGGCCUGAGAUAUAUUGGCAUUUCGUUCUGCUCAGCCAGACCUUACUGGAUGGAAAAUUACAAACGAGGUUGAAUAGGGCAGAAUGUAUCAUGGUAUACCACCUGUAAAAUAGCAUGCAAUAAUAUUAAUAUGGAUAAAACACGUUAACCCUACAGGUGCAAAAGGUGUGGAAUGCUGUUGUGGUCAAGGUCAGAAGCCUUUGAAAACAUGCUUCCAUUUUCUAAAAAAAAUGUCAUGAGAAAUGUAUUAAUUUCUAUAAACGCACAGAUAUCAGAUGUGUAUUAUUUCUUACAGUUAUAUUAAUCACAGACACGAAUAUGUAAACUAGAAAUAUAGAAGCUUGCAAGUAGAGCUGUGAAAUUCCAGUACAGAUGAAUCUACUGGUUAGUCAAAUGAGUCUGGUCAUUAAAUCUUACACAUGAUUCAUCCUGUUGACUACUCAAUGUUAUACUGUAUCACAUAGAAUGAUUACAUACUUUGUAAUGGCAGAGGACCAAAAGAAGCACAUCAUCAUGCUCUUAUCUACAUGCAUUCAUCUGAAAAGCAUAACUGUUCAAGCACAUUGAUAUCAUUGUAUAAAUGGCAUGAGUGUCUAGCUUUUAUUUUAUUCUCAGAUCGCAAUGGCAACAUACCUGCUGCUCUUAGAUAUAAACAUCAAAUUAGCUGUUUGUGAUGUAGCUGCAAUUCAAUUUUGUCCUAUCCUGCUGGGUUUUCUUUGUUUUUGUUUGUUUGUUUGUUUGUUUUUUGUAUUGAUUUUUUGUCUUGGAAUGUAAAUUAUAGGGUUAUUCUGUGGACUAAACCAAUUUUUGAACUUAAACCCAAAGUUUUACUUUGUAGCUCUUUUGAAAAUAUCUUGUUUUAUGUUGCCUUUUCUUCCAAAACUGCUGGAAAAUACAUCUUGCUUUGGCACGACACUUGGCAGAGUGUUAAAACACUGUGUUGUGUUCAAGAAAGCCGCAAAAUCCUGACUAAGACUGAUAUGAAGAGGAUUCUUUUUCUAUUCUUUCUCCCAGUUGUACUGAAGUGGAAAGUGCAAUACAGUAUGCUGCAAUCUAUGCAGGCCAAAAACCGUGGCACUUUAAUUACAGUCCAAUGGAUUUGUAAGUGUAUAGGUAUGAACAACACAUGUAUUUUUCUGAAUAUUUAUCUUUAAUAUUAUAUGAACUAACAGUGUUACCCCCUCCUUCCCACAAUGAAUAUAUUUAUUAAAUCAUUUUACUGUUAAAUACUGUGUGGCAACCAUUACGUCGCUCAGAUAUCAGAUAUCAGAUAUCAGAAGACCUCAAGUCUGGUUUUUGUUUAGGAAUCUAAUAAGACUGUGAGGAGCUUUUAUAAUCCUCAAAAAUCAAAUACUUCAUCACUUAAUAUAAUGCCACACAUAAAUAUUAAGUAUUUUACUUUUUGUGAAUUAACUAAUACUAAGAAUGAUUCUAUUUUUUCUAAACCAAAAUCAAGCACGACCACAAUUUCCUGCCAUAUGGUGGCUGAAAUUAUGCGUGCCUUUUCAUAAAUAGGUAUUUAUGAGGAGGCGGAGUCAUUUGGCUUUGUUCAUAUAGCACUGUACAGAAAAUUUUAAUUUUUUAUAGGACGAAAUCAGGACUUUAGGUAAUAGAUACAAGUAAUAUUGUUGAGUUCUCAGGUUUUGUAUAACUCACAGAAGUUCAAAUGAUAUGAUUUCCUUUUUGGUUUACAGGCAAUGUCGACAAGCUCAUGUUUUUUUUCUCUGUCAGCGAUAUACUAGCACCAUGGCGAUAUCUGGGUGGUGGAGGUACAGUGUAACUCCUGGAUAUUGCACCCCUCCUUUACCCUGACAGGCAAAUAAGUUAUUUUUUUCUGCGAGGGAGACAGGCAUGUGGGCCCUUUGGGUUUGAGUGGGAACUGAGAAAGUUCAGUCAUGGCCGAAGGGUGAAUCUGACUUACAGGCAGAGCGGUGAGCCAGCUGUCUUUUUUCCACUUUGACUGGGCAUGUCCACGUGAGCCGGGCCAUUAGGGAGCGUGAGGCAGUGUGGAAUGUGUGAUUUUGAUUUGUGGAGGGCUGCUCUGUAAAUGGACUUGAUGGCUUUCACAUCCUUUCUCUCUCUCUACGCCACAUACGACUAUGGCAGUCAAUAUGUGGUCUGAAGGCACAAAAACCUUAACUGGUAAUAAAUCACAUGAUAUGCUGAUAAGCUUACCACCCCCCAUGAAUGAUAAAAUCCCUGCCAGGUGUAGUGUUUUUUCAUUAAAAGUUCAACCCCAGUCAACAUCCGAACCAUAUACGUCCAACUCAUUGCAUUUCUUUUCUUUUGUUUUGAGCACCAGUUUUCCUGUCAGACAAUGAAAAUUCCCUGAAAAGUCAAUGUUUCACUCUGCUGAGCAUUACACAAGAAGAUGAAAAGGUUAUCGCUAGUUUAGGUUCAAAGGGUUGGCUUUUUGACAUUUGUUAGCAUCAGAGAAUGAGAUUUUCAAAUGACAGUGGUGGAGGGUUUUUUAAAUCUGUUCUUUUACAUGGAAUUGUCUCUCAUGUGCUCUAAAUGUUUAAUAUCUGCUGUUUUAUUCAGUUUCUGCUUAUCUCUACAUCACUGGGAUACAGAGUGCACUGAUGAAUGGUAUUGUUUCUUAUGGUUGUUUUUUUUUGUUAAAUGGUUGUUGAAAUGAUCUCUGUGAGUUCACUGCAACGGGACUGUGCAGCAAGCUCUUAUCUCACAGGGUUAUUGGAAGCCAUUUGUUACGCCCUAAAUCAUUAUUAAGUUAUGCUUGUUUGAUUUUUUUUAAAACAUUCUCACUUCACCAUGUUGGUGUCAUCCAAGAAUCAGUCAGCGUACACUCAGCCCUCCAAUGAAUACUUGCGGACAAUAUGCUAUGUGUUCCCCGUCCUGCCUUUUUUUGUCUCAUUUUGCUUUUGUUUUUCAGUCUGAAUGAUUUUUUAUCAUAUAACUGGGUAUCCAUAAAAACUUCUGAGCUGCAGACUGUUUAUGUACAAAUCAGCAUCUUUUUAUGCAUGUAGUAGUCUGUGCGAUUAUGUGACCACAGAAGACUUUGUUAUGGUACAUGUAUGUCAACAUUUCUGUAAAGAUAAGCGGCAUUGUUCUCCAUUAAGUCUAUUAGCAUAUAUGCAGGAUAACAAAUAAAUGUGUAUAUAUCUGAA
This is a messenger RNA of Anguilla anguilla (European eel), 7029 nucleotides long. Its product is annotated as potassium voltage-gated channel subfamily B member 2. Gene Ontology annotation, molecular function: delayed rectifier potassium channel activity; protein binding. NCBI's taxonomy places the organism in Eukaryota, Metazoa, Chordata, Actinopteri, Anguilliformes, Anguillidae. Gene Ontology annotation, biological process: potassium ion transmembrane transport; protein homooligomerization. Gene Ontology annotation, cellular component: membrane; voltage-gated potassium channel complex. The coding region runs from base 265 to 2805 and encodes 846 amino acids. The record is from RefSeq and is a predicted model, not a curated record. The transcript is spliced from 3 exons.